ACUUGUAACUAACAAUAUUAUUAAGAGUGGUUUACCAAAGCUUGAAAGUGGAAACUAUGAGCUUCCCCUCAAGCCCAUAAUCACACAACAAAACCCUAAUUCCACAUCUUCAUCCUUCAAAUUCUCACACCCUGCUUGUAAUCCUUCAUCCAUCUUUCACCAAUCAAUCAUAUCAUCAACCCAUUCAUGGCUACCAAACGCUACACUCCUCUAGACGACCCCCCAUCCGCUUCAUCCGACGAUGAUGAUGAAACAGAAGACGAACAAGAAAUCAUCACACAAAAUACAGUUCACCAAUCAUCAUCAUCAUCAUCUGAAGAUGAUGAAGAAGAAGAAGAAGACGAAGAGGAAGAAGAAACCCCAACACCCACAAAAAAUCCCCAAUUUCAAAACCCACAAAUCAAAAACCCCCAAUUUCAAAACCCUCCUUCAAACCCACCUCAAUUAUCAUCUGAAUCGGAAUCGGAAUCAGAUUCCGACUCAAAGAUUCCGAUGGGUAUUCCGAAAGCUUCGAUCUUUGAAUUCGAUUACGAUGUGAGAUCGCCCACCGCUUCCGAUUUUGCGAUCAAACCCUCGAAAAAGAUUGAAUCUUUUGAUGUUUUUGAGACGACUCCAACGUCAAAACGCCGUCGUUUAACCAACAAUAAUAACAAUAAGAAGAAAAUUAAGGUUUUGAAUGGGGAUGUUGAUGAGGAAAAGAAAGCAGUGGUUAAGAGGGUGUGGACUGUUGAGGAUGAACUUAUGUUGUUGCAAGGGUUUAUUGAUUAUCAGUCGAAAAUCGGGUGCUCUCCGUUGUCGGAUAUGGAUGGGUUUUAUCAGUUUACGAUGAGUUCGUUACCGGGGUAUGCGACGAAGAGUCAGCUGUAUGAGAAAGUUAGGAGGUUGAAGAAGAAGUUUCGGGUUAAUUCGGAGAAGGUUAGUGGGAACGGUGAGGAAGCGGUGUUUAUUAAGCCGCAUGAGCGGACGUUGUUUGAGCUUUCGAAUAAGAUAUGGGGGGUUGAUGGGUGUGAGAAUGUGGGUGGUAAUGGUGGUGGGUCGACUGCGAAAGGGAAAGCUAGGGUUACGAAAGUUAAACCGAAAGUUGAACCGAAAGUUGCGGUGAUUGAGAAGGAGGUAGAUGAUGAACAGGUGGUUAAAGUGGAGGAUUUCGAGACGUUGUAUCCGUUUUGGAAUGCUGGACUGACGUCGGAAGUUUCGACUGCUUUGAAGUUUCCCGAUGGUGUUGUGAAGUUGGUUAAGGAAAAUUUGAGUUUGAUCGGGGAAGCGAAAGCGAAAGAAAUGAAUGAGAAGUGGGAAGCGAUUUUUGAAAAUGAGGCGGUGUUGAGAAAGAGGAGAAUCGCGCUGCUGAGUAACGUAAGUGAUGUGGAAACAGCAUAGGUAAAUAAUGCAAGUAUGAAACUUAUGCUAUUUGUUGGUAUUUAACGAGCGUUAAAGAUGUUCAGUUUAUGAUACUAUCUAUGGUUCGUUGAUCACCCGUGACAGCUUGUCAGUUUGUUUAACUAUAAUUGAUCAUUUGAGCCUAAAGUUACCGUACUUGUGUGUUAAUUAAUUAGCUUAUCGCGCUCCAUAUCUUUUUGCA
Helianthus annuus (common sunflower) is the source of this 1579-nucleotide messenger RNA. RefSeq names its product STOREKEEPER protein. Gene Ontology annotation, biological process: regulation of DNA-templated transcription. The record is from RefSeq and is a predicted model, not a curated record. Gene Ontology annotation, cellular component: nucleus. The transcript has a single exon. The coding region runs from base 187 to 1377 and encodes 396 amino acids. Lineage: Eukaryota; Viridiplantae; Streptophyta; Magnoliopsida; Asterales; Asteraceae.